GCUGCUGGGCGGAAGAGCAGUUGCAGCCGCACGCGGGCUCUGGCGCUAUGGAGGGGACCAUGCACGCGGACGCCAAGAUCCGCGCUGAGACUGGAACAGAGUCCGGCCCUCGGGGCCCCGGCUGCAGCCUCCGGCACUUUGCCUGCGAACAAAACCUGCUGUCUCGGCCAGAUGGCUCUGCUUCUUUCAUGCAAGGUGAUACCUCCGUCCUGGUGGGUGUGUAUGGACCUGCCGAGGUGAAGGUCAGCAAGGAGAUUUUCAACAAGGCCACACUCGAAGUGAUCCUGAGGCCGAAGAUCGGGCUGCCUGGCGUAGCAGAGAAGAGCCGGGAGCAGUUGAUCAGGAACACAUGCGAGGCAGUGGUGCUGGGAGCAUUGCACCCUCGCACCUCCAUCACCGUGGUGCUGCAGGUCAUCAGUGAUGCUGGCUCCCUCCUGGCCUGUUGCCUGAAUGCUGCCUGCAUGGCAUUGGUGGACGCAGGGGUGCCCAUGCGGGCUCUCUUCUGUGGAGUCACCUGCACCCUGGGCGCUGAUGGGACCCUCGUGCUGGACCCCACAGCCAAGCAAGAAAAGGAGGCCCGGGCAGUCCUGACCUUUGCACUCGAUAGUGUGGAACAGAAGCUGCUGAUGUCCACCACCAAGGGGCUCUACUCUGAUGCUGAGCUCCAGCAAUGCCUGGCUGCGGCCCAGGCUGCCUCCCAACACGUCUUCCGCUUCUACCGGGAAUCGCUGCAGAGGCGUUACUCCAAGAGCUGAGGCAAGCCGGGGCAGGGAGCCCCUCCUGCUGCCACUACCCACUACCUCCAGCCUAAAGCAGACCGGAGGCCCAGCCUUGCCACUCCCUGUGCGCCCGUCCGUGUGAUGGGCUUGCGGUUCUGCAGCUGCCCAGGCUCCGGUGGGGGACGAUAGAGCUUCGGCCCCUGACAGCUCCAGGGCCUGGGGGCACAGACCUCCCCCACAGGGACAGCAUUAAAAGGA
Propithecus coquereli (Coquerel's sifaka) is the source of this 977-nucleotide messenger RNA. It is a transcript of the gene EXOSC5, whose product is annotated as exosome component 5. Gene Ontology annotation, biological process: U4 snRNA 3'-end processing; poly(A)-dependent snoRNA 3'-end processing; rRNA catabolic process. Gene Ontology annotation, cellular component: nuclear exosome (RNase complex); nucleolus; cytoplasmic exosome (RNase complex). The transcript is spliced from 6 exons. The record is from RefSeq and is a predicted model, not a curated record. NCBI's taxonomy places the organism in Eukaryota, Metazoa, Chordata, Mammalia, Primates, Indriidae. Bases 48 to 755 code for a protein of 235 amino acids.